Micropterus salmoides (largemouth bass) is the source of this 9971-nucleotide messenger RNA. RefSeq names its product centrosomal protein 192 (gene cep192). Gene Ontology annotation, molecular function: protein kinase binding. Gene Ontology annotation, biological process: mitotic spindle assembly; centriole replication; centrosome duplication. NCBI's taxonomy places the organism in Eukaryota, Metazoa, Chordata, Actinopteri, Centrarchiformes, Centrarchidae. The record is from RefSeq and is a predicted model, not a curated record. Gene Ontology annotation, cellular component: pericentriolar material; cytoplasm; centriole.
GCUUCCUGUGGCUUCUGGGCGCUCCUUGGUCCUCCAAACUGUUACACGGUUUGUUUGAUGUGCUUCAUUUGAAGCGACAAUGAAAAACUCAAGUGUUAAGGAAGUUGCUUUAGGAAGUUAACUAAGCCCAAGCAACGUGUCUGCGCCAGUUUCUAAAGACGAGAGUCGAGUUGGAGAAGAGCCGUGGUGUGUUGGUCCCCCUCCCGAAGUCUUCAACUUGUAAGGUGACAUCAACUAACUGAUGGUCUCACAGAUGAUGAACUGAAGGCAAAGCCGCAUUUGGCUGUCACCCUACUCCAUUCAAAAACAUGGCAGACAGUUUUUACAAGUUGGAAGAUGAAGCCUUCCCCAGUUUCCUCUGCAAGUCUCUGGACAGCACCAGUGGCCGUGCCACACUGGGGAAUGUGACAUUGGGUUCAGGCCCAGGACUUCCAGUGGCUGCCUCUACAGUGGCUAAAAUUAGACCGGGGUCUGACAACAGAGGAGAUCCUGUUGAGGCGUCCUAUCUGGAGGGGAGAGAGCUGCAGCAGGCUAACCCACAGUCAUCUGUUGGAGAAAAGCCCAAGUUUGCCCUCAGCUUCAAAGAUGACUUGGACAAUGCGGAUGACUUCAUUGCAGCCCAUCGUCUUUCAGACAUGCUGGUGAAAAUUAACCUGGAUGAGACUGCUUCUCAGAACCAAGGCUCAAUGUUGGGUCUUCCACCCACACAGAUGGGCUCGGUCCACGGCCGGCUAACGGAACUUGGAACAGAUCUGUCAACAGGGCUUCUGACGUUUGCUCAGAUUGGACAUAAAGAGAGUUCAGAUGCAAAGGCUCAACACUUACAAGCUACAUCUGAGGAGGACAACGUGCAGAGUGAGGGAGUGGACAGUGACCAUUUCAGUGGCAGUAAUUCAAGCUUCCUGGCAAAUGAGAAGCUCAUGUCUGUGGACAGCAUGAACAGCGAUAUCACAGAUGAUGAUAUUGAUUCGAACAACCUGCCUGAUGAUGAACUGGAGCUGUAUUUCAAUAAGCUGGUGCCUCCUGCCAUGCAGAGAGGCAGAGUGGAGGGUCAGGAGAUUCCUGCAAAAGGACUGCAAGGUGAUGAUGAUGAUAUAUCAAACCCAAGUUCUACAGAACCAGAACAGUAUAGACACCAGUUCCUUGAUGACUAUGAUCAGGAGGACUUCCAGAUGCCUCAUGUGCGUCUGGCUGCUACAGGUAUGGACUCCUGUCCUGCCAGUGAUGAAGACACGGAGGAUGAGCUGCAGUCUGCCAGAAGGAACAGCAAUGCUACCAGGACACGACUGUUGCCCAGCACCUCCAGACAGCUGGUCGGAGAGAGUAAUCGUCCCAGUUUCAGGCCGGGCUUAGAGGGAGGCAGUUCUGAUGAUGAGGCUUCCAGUGGCCGUGGUGGUCCAUCUCUGUCUGGGAUUGAACACAGACGAUCUGCUGAGGGACAAGUCAUCAACCCUCCAGUCACAGGUGAUGGAGGUGGUGGGGACGGGAGCAGUGGAAGUGAAGAAGGCGGAAAUGAUGGUGGAGUUUCAACCAUCCCUCUCCCACCGACUAACAUUCAGACCACCUAUGAUGUCCUGCGUGGCCUGGGGAUUGUAGGAAGCAGUGCUGUUGGUGAAGAUGACGAGGGCGAUCUGAAUAUUCUGCCAGGACACGGAAGGAGCAGUCUUUCCAGACAUACUGAGAUGGGUGACCGUGUGGGACCUGUAGGAACAGGAGAGACCAGCUCCUCUUUGGGGCCAUCAGGGGGAACUCAGAGGCUUUCUCCUGUCAACUGGAGCAUGGUCCUGGACCGACAGGGGACACUGGAUGCCAUGGAGAGCACAGAGUCUGGGCUCACUGUUGACCGAAUGUUGGACUCAGUCUACCUAAGGAGUGGAGCUGGACUCAGGAGACCUCAGGACACGGCAAACCUAACUGUCUCCCACCUUCAAUGCACCCAGGGCAGCUUCCACCUCUCCCAGGUUCUGCUCCCAGAAUGCAGUGAUGAGGAUGAUGAUGGAGUAGAUGAGGCGGAUGGUGCUAGGCCUUCUUUGGGCUUAAGGGGCGGGCCAUGUGGUAAUGUGACUGACGCAGAGGCUUCAGGCAGUACCAGUGAGGAUGACAACAAUCCCCUUUCCACCUCCCUGGAACCCAAGUAUUUCUCCCAGAGCUUCCAGCAGGAACAGGAAGAUUCAGAUGAUUGCUGGAACCAUUGCCCAGACAACCAGGAGCUGGACUUUCAACAAGGUGCCAAUGCCACUCAUAGUGUGGUGUACCAGAAUGAAGAAGGGCAGUGGGUGACAGACCUGGCAUAUUACUCCUCCUUUGAGAAAGAGGUUGAUGGAAAGACAUCAGAGGAUGUUGGCCAGUUCCAGACUGAGGACUUUGUUCCUGCCAGUGAUGCUAUGGAAAAGAUAGUUCAGGAUCAAGAAGAAUUUGAGAAGGAGCACCAAUUCAUGCAGGAGGAGAAGAUUGAACCAGCCAGCAGCAACAGCACCUUUCAAAGUGACUCCUCUUGGAAGGUUCCCUCAAACAGCCACAUCCUGAUGAGGGCUUCCCAGGUCUCGUCAGAUUUUAAGCGCGGGGACCAAAGCUACCUGCGACUGUCUUUAGGGCAAUUUUUUGGACAACGCUCUGAAGCCCUGGGCUGUCUGGGCAGCACUGAGGAUGUGGAUGGAUUUAAACGGCCAUCCUUUGGCUACAUCAUUACCUCUCCAGAGAAGAGGGAACCAUUCGCCCUAAUUCACCCCUCAGAGUUCUCGUCUACAGACACCUCUCCUGAGACUGUAGAGCUCAGUGACGCAGACAGGACACUCAACCCAGAGGACCUGGACAAAACUCUUGAGGCACCUGGUGAAAGGAUGUCACCGAAAGGGGAUACUGAUCCAGAACCAUGUAAACAGGAGGACCAUACCGUUGACUCUGCAGCUGCACUGCCUGACCACAGGGACUUAAGUAACCAGAGCUGUGUGUCGCCUGACAAUAACAGCAGCCAGCUGAUACUGAGUAUCAGCACAAUUGCUUCAGCCAUUGCUGAUGCUUCCAUCAGCACAGACCCUUCACAGCUGGCUGCCAUGAUCAUGGAGCUGUCCAAGAGAAGUAGGGCGAGGAAUCGACCUGCUGUCAACUGCAGAGAGGAACCACACUCGGCUAAACAUAUUCUCCCAGAGCUGGAUCAUAGCGCCGUGUUGGACACACUGCAGAGAAGCACCUGUGUUGGAGAGCUGAGUGCCUUCGACAUUGAGAAAUACCUGAAAAAUACUGAAGUGUCAAGCAGCAGCGAUGCCUCUGUGGAACACACUACCUUUGACCUGACCGGCUGGGCUGACAACCUCAACAGCGCUCAAAGGAACCCUCUGGCAGGAUAUCUUGAGGAACAGGGGAGCUCAGCUCCGCUUGUCGAUAAGGAGACCCAACAUGAGUCCAAUGACACUGAGGAGAAAGCCAAAAGAGGAGAGACAACAUUAAACACCAACUCAUCUGAAGUGUCUCAUUCAAAUGCAUUAUCUCCAGGUCAUAAGGGUGACUCAAAGAGAAGUUUCAUUCCUCGUCCUCAUACGUCUUUUAGCUCUGCCAGAAGGUCUGUGGGCUCAGGCCAGUCUUCCACUCUCAAGGCGUCUCUAGACAAAAUGGCAGCAUGUGAUAACUCUGCUUCAUCUGCCACCAAAACUUGUGGUUCCUCAGGCAGGACCUUCACAGAAAGAGGAGUCAAGCCAGGAGACUUGAACCCACACGCAUCCAAUACUACGUCUCCCUUAGAAACGUCUCAAAAGAGUGAUAAAAGCUCUGCUGCCUCACCUGGCUUACCAAGAACCUCACCAGGCUGGAGGAAAGGGCAGACAGGGAGUGCAGGCCAGCAGCAGCAGGGCAGACCCAGUAAUUCUUCAAAGAACUCGCCACCCAGGAAUAUCAUGGCUGCUCCACUACCUUGUCACUCUAUAGAGAGACAUGAUGACUUCACUUGCCAUAACACCCAGCUUCCCCGAAACUCUGCAUCUGACCUGCUGAAGGGUUUUUCUGAGCCCUGUGUGGAGGAGACACAGUGUAACUUCAGACCGUCCACCUCUCCGCUUACUCACUCCUCUCCAAGCCAGACCUCCGUUCCCAGUGCUGAUGGGAUGGUGUCUCCGGUGUCGUCCAGUGGAGGUCUGGCAGACAAACGUCCAGGUCUUGGCCUCUCUCCUCAGUCUCCCUGCUCGAGCCCGAGUCUUAGCAGGCUCACGUACAUCUCAAUCAACGAUGGCACUGUCAUACCUACACCUGAGAGGCAAAAGAAUAACUGUACCAUGGCACUGAGCACCACCAUCAUCCGAUUCAGUCCAACUCCACCUGUGGAACCAGAUGCACAGUCCAACAUUGAUAUUCCUGCUUUGCCCAAAAACCUGGACCAGGUGCAACCACAGCAUUCUAAAAGUCUGGACCCACUACCGGCACAGCACUGUAAAAGCCCGGAGCCGUCACGCAGUGGUUCUGCUCUGAGCUGCACUCGCAGCCAGAGUGAAUGCAACUACCACUGCCCUGGUAGCAGAACUAGUGAUCUAUCAGCUGGUUGCAGGAACCACAAUCACUUCUCUGAGUCCAAUGUAAGACAGCUCACUAAAGUGGACUCAGGCUAUUGCAGUAAUCUGAACAUUCAGCAAACUACCAGCACUGCAGCUCCUCAGGGCUCUCAGCAGUGGGGAGCUUCUAGCUCGGUGUCGUCGUCGGUGUAUGCUGGUGGCCUUGGCGUGCCUCCGUCCUACUCAGCAGAGGGACUUCACUAUGUGCCCAUUUCCAGCUUUAAGCCCCAAUGUACUGGCUUGAUUGACCUUCCCCAUCAAGGAGAUAUGCAGUCCCUCCUCAAUGGACGCUCUCUCUUCAACUCCCAGCUGGCUCAGCAGUAUUUGGGAUCUGAAGCUCCAUUACAUCCUGGUGCUUAUCAUGUGGGAGCAACAGGAAAUGGUCUCUUCAGCAUACCCAACGGUGAUCUCACAGUAAGACACAUCCAUCCCACAUCAGCUCCUCUGGGGAUUUCUGGGGCUGUUGGGUCGCUUCACCUGCCUAGACCCCAUCACAGACAGCAGGAUACGGGAAUGAUGGGAAAACCCUACAGUCAAUAUGGUGCAGAGCCACUGGGUGCAGGUGGUCUUGAAGAACUGAGAGGCCAAGUGGUGGUGCCAGAGGAACUACGGUUCCCUCACGCCUGCUGUGUAGGCAUCGCCUCACAGACCUCCCUCAGCCUCUUCAACCCCUCUGAGAGAUGGCAGCAGGUGUCAAUCACUGUCACCAGCCUGGCCAUCGAUGGAGAGAAGGUGGAUAGCUUGCCUUACCAGUGGCUUAUAGUGAAGAACAAGACGAUCAUUGGCCCUAAGAGUACAGAGGAGCAGAAGGUGUUGUUCAUCCCUCCACAGGCUGGUGUCUAUCAGUGUGUCCUCAGUGUCUGCUCCUGGCCUGCAUCUGCUGAGACAGAGGUUGCUGCCAGGGCCACUAUCUUUGCUAAAAGGGUGUUGCUGGUUGCCAUAGCAGAGAAUCCUGUGCUAGAGGUUGAAGUAAGUAAAUCUGGCUGUCUGGAUUUUGGAGACCUUCCAGGAGGCAGUGCCAAAUCCCUUCCUCUUAAACUGCUCAACAGAACUCGUGCUACGGUGCCCAUCCGUCUAGUCAUCAGUGCAAAUGCUACAGCAUGGCGGUGCUUCACCUUUUCCAAGCAUCCUGUUACCAUGACAUCUGAGGCAACACCGCAAGCUGGACACGUGACCCAAGUGUCCUCUCCCUCUGUGAUGAAUCACGUGCUGCAUGCCAGCUACGAAGAGAAUUCACAGAGCUUCAUGGUCUGGGUUCACUUCAAGGCCCCUCAGAAGUACACAGUUUCCUCUGGAGAGCUUGGUCCGGCUGAUGAGUACUGCGCUCGGGUGGACAUUGAAGUGGACUCUCCUGGUCCGAGCCAUGUGAUCAACAGUAUUCCCCUCAGAGCAAGAUCUGGAACCGCAAGGGUCCAUGCUCCUAAAGACCUGCAGACUGUCAGCCUCUCUGCACCGCUGGGUAAAUCUAGUCAACAGAUGCUGCCAUUAAAGAAUGCAGGAAACAUUGACGUGCAGCUGAAACUCAAGUGCAGUGAUACUGAGGACAGUUUCUCUGUGACACCUGAUGAACUGUCUGUGCGAGUGGGAGAGGAGCAAGGCAUCAUGGUCUCCUUCAAAGCACAGGGCAGCAGGAAAUAUCGAGAAAGCCUUCUCACCAUCUUGGUGCUGCCAACAGGUCCUCAGUAUGAGGUAACCCUGAAAGGAGAAGUUGUCCCACAGGACUUGGGGAAACCGGCCAUUCCCUCUCCUGCUGUCCUUGGUCCUGGUGUGGCCAACGCUGUUCCACCAAUUCUCUCUAAUAAACAAUUCGUAGCAUGGGGAGGUGUCACUCUGGGACGAGCUGUCCAACAGAAGCUGGUUCUAAGGAACAACUCUGCCAACGCCACACAGCAGCUACGGUUACUUAUUCGUGGUCAAGACCAAGACUGUUUUCAGCUCCAGAGUAUGUUCAGUCCUGAAGAGCGUCUGACUCGACACGGGGAGCUGUCCAUUCGUCCCAGGGAGGAUGUGACUGUCCACCUGCUCUUUGCUCCCACCAGGGUGGCCUGCAUGUUGGCCAAGCUGGAGAUCAAACAGUCUGGAGUUCGGCCUUCACAGCCAGGGGUCAAAUUCACUAUUCCGCUGUCGGGCUACGGUGGGACCAGCAACAUCAUCCUAGAGGACCAGAGGAAACAGGCGGACGGUUAUGUGGCGACGCUGACCGACAUUGCUGUUAGCCGCGUCAGCAAGGUGUGUCUGUGCGUGAGGAACACCGGCUCCAGAGCAGCUUUCAUAAAAGCCGUGGCCUUCUCUGAUGUACAGACACGAUCAGUUAUGGAACCUUCUGUCAUCAGCCUCGCUCCGUCACAGUUUGUUCUGAAGGAAAGGACACAAGAGGUGAUCACUGUGCUAAUGAAGUCCACCCAAAGAGAACAGACCCUAUGUCAGUCGGCCAAUGCACAGCUGGCUACUAUCUUUCUUUUCUGUGGAGAUGAGGUAUCCAGGCAGCAGUAUAGGAGAUUGCUUCAGAGCAAACCAGAGGCUGUGCGGAAGGCUCUGUCUGAGAACAGUCUGCUGAAAAACAUCGACUUUAAUGAGAAGUUCCUGGCAGAGGAAAAUGUUACAGAGAACUACGACCUGCCCCAGCGGCCCAAUGAGGCUCACAUCUUUUAUGGAAACAUGAGUAAGAUAGUGGUGUCGUUGCUGGGAAUUACAAAGAGCACCAACUGUGAGGAGAGCGACCACACUGAGCUGCUGCCGCCCUCUGCCAGACACAGUUCAGAGGCAGACAGCGGUCUGCCAAAUGGUAACGUGUCUCUGGACGUCCUGCCAGUGAAAGGCCCCCAAGGUCCAGCACUGAGAGCGACGGAGCCCUCCUUAAAGGCCUCAGAGCCAUUACCCAGGCAGUCCGAGUCGUGGACCAUCCAUCCAGAACAACUCGUCCUCGCAGCUCCCACGAUCAAUGGUGCAGCCACAACUAGUCAGGUUCAGAUCCGGAACAAUACAUCCAGAGAGCUGUGCUUUGAUUUGUCCUGGCCCGCUCACUGCCUUACCAUCACCCCUCAGCAUGGCGUCAUCGAGCCUCAGUGCCACCUGCAGAUUUUGAUCAGCCCCAACCCUUCACUAGCAACUAAAUCUGCCCUGCUGCCAUGGAGUGGACAGAUUUAUGUCCAGUGCGAUGGUCAACAGAAGUUUAUUAAGGUCCAGAUUCGCCGGGACCUGGCUCUGGAUGUGUCCGCGACCCCAGCAGACACAACUUUGUCAGCCCUGCCUCCUCAGGCUGCCACCCCAGUGCUGCCUGUGGGCAGGGUCUCCAACAGGCCCUCGCUUCCCCCGCAGACCCCACAGGCAUCUCAAGCCCUGGUGGAGAUUAGCAACAAGACCAUCGUCUUCCCCACCACUCCCUCGGGGGAAACAUCAGAGGCCCAGCUGGAGGUGCAGAAUGGGGAAGUGGAGGUGAGGUGGUACCUCUCAUCAUUUGCUCCUCCAUAUGUCAAGGGGGUUGACAACACCGGAGAUGUUUACCGGGCCACUUACACUGCUUUCAGAUGUUCCAGGGUCUCAGGCACUUUGGGAGACCAUGAGAAGAUGCAGGUUCCCAUCACUUUCCUCCCCAGGGACAGAGGGGACUAUGCCCAGUUCUGGGACUUGGAGUGCCACCCUGUGUCUGAGCCCCAGCAGAAAACCAGAAUCCGCUUCCAGCUCUGUGGCACCGGAAUAAAGCCUGGGCCAGUAGAAGGACCACAGGAAGGAGACUGCUCUCUGGUGAAGACGGAGGCCACAGUCAAGACCAGGAAGAGAGCUGAUGCCUCAGCAGGCCAAACAAGCCAAGAGGAGGCGGUGCGGAGGGGUGUGUAUUCUCCACAGGAUCUGUACACCUUCCCAGCUACCCGUGUGGGUGAAUCCAGCACUCUGAAGGUCAACAUCCGCAACAACUCGUCCCUCACGCAUGAGCUGAAAUUUGUAAACCCUAGGGAGCCCUUCCACAUCAAGCAUUCGAAAUAUUCCCUGAGAUCACAGCACUAUCUGAAGCUACCCGUCCAGUUCAAGCCCAGUACUGCAGGCCGACACGCUGGCUUGCUGCUCGUCCAGUCAGAAACAAGUGGAAGUCUUGUUAUUCAGCUGACCGGUGAGACAUCGCCUUGAAUUCACCAUCUACCAUCCUACGCCACCUCCUCAUGCUGGCUGGCUGGCUCGCUGGCUUUGGGUGGACUCUCUUCUCUGUACUGUUCAUCAUGGGACAGACAAGAGUAACAGCAGUUUGUAGUUUUGCUGUUUCCUCUCCAAGGAUCGAAUAAAAGCAACCCUGGACUUAAAUCCUUUCUUGUUAUCAUACUUGGAGAUGUAGAAAGAAAAACUGAUUAACUGGAGAUGACUGAGACUCUACCGCCAACACAAACCCGUCCACCUCUGGAUGUGGCACAGGUGUCCUCGGCUGGCCCAUGAAAAACAAUUGUGCCUGAAGCUGAAUGAUUUGGUCUGACUGGCUCACAAUUAGUGUGCACCACUCAGGCCUUUCAGAGAGCUAAUGAUAUUUGUCACUUGACUCGGUCUGGUAUUUGCCUUAUCCCUGAGUCACGUCACAAGACAGCGUUGUUGUUGUUGCCAUGGCCCCUGUCAGACAGUACCAGUUGGGAUACGUUGGGGAUUACUUGGAGUUGGUCACACAGGAAUGCUUUUGUCUCUUGUUGAUUAAAUGGCUGCAGGGAGAGUUGUUUAUUUUGGGAAAAAUAAGGUUGUGUUGCCUUCUGUCUACAUUUCAAUUUUUUUUAUUUUUUUUUAAACUAAUCUUCCGUACUGGUGUGGUUUCUAUGGAAAUGGCUCCUCAUCAUCCCACCUGCACCGUGGCCUUUGUAACCACCAUGUGUUUACUUCCCAGCAAACCACCAAGACUCGUUCCAAACAGUCCAGAUGUACUUAAUUUAGUCAUGAUCAGGGCAGCUCACAGCAACAUUAGAACGGUUAAUGAUUGUUAUUACAUGCUAAAAGAGUAUUCUCUGGUGGGAUUUUUGUUCGGCAGCUUGCCAGCCCCGCUUAGUAUGGUUACCAUGGCAAAACCGUGUUAAUCACUGUUCCAGUCACAGAAAAUUAGCUCCCCAUUUCCUCUUUUGGCUCUGGGGCAAAUGGCCAAAAUUGCUUUGGGGGUAUUGGAGUCACAUCCAUAAUCUGUUUUGGAACUGGAAUGGCAUGGGGAAAUGUACGUAAACUUGAUCGAGGAUGCGUUGUUAACCUGUUUGAUGCCACACAUUGUGACUUCACCUUUUGGAAAUGAAAAACACUAGUGUAGAGCAUUAUUUUCCUGCUUAUAUGAAGUAUAUUGUCACCGACUCCACUCAAAAUGCCCUGAAAACUAUCCUGACGUAUUUUGGAUUUACAAUUUGCACAUGCUUUAAAAAGUAUAUAAUGUAAUAUAUAUUCUUGUAUGUAUUUUAAAUAAAGUUUUGUGAUAAAUAG